CACUGUAGCAGCAUGGUGUCGCCGCCACCUAGCGCCCGUCUGCACGCCGGCGCACUCCUGGCCGGCCUCGCCCGCCGCGCGACGUCCCCGGCGGCGGCGAGGCAGCUCCAAGCGCAGCUCCUCGUCCGGGGCCUCCCUCUCCCCGCCCGCGCCGCCGUCGCCCUCAUAGCCUCGUCCCAUUCUCCGCGCCACGCCCGCGCCGUCUUCGACAGCGCCGUCCCCGCUGCCUCUGAGAACGUCUACCUCUGGACCGCCACCAUCGCCGCUUACGCCAGGCACGCCUCGUCCUCACUGUCGGCGGCCGAGGGGGCGCUCGCGCUGUUCCGGCUCAUGCUCCGGCGCGGCGUCCCUCGCCCGAACGCCUUCACGGCGAGCUCCGUGGUCAGGUGCUGCUCGGCGCUGCGGGCCGUUCGAGAGGGGAUCCAGGUACACGGGUUCUUGUUCAGUGCCGGACUCGGACGCGCUUCGCACGUGGGCGCCGCGUUGGUUGACAUGUACGGCAGCCUUGGUCGAGUAGCGGAUGCGAGGAGGGUGUUCGACGAAAUGCCUUCCACAAACGUGGUGCUGGGGAAUACCAUGGUGGCGUGCUACGUCAGGGCAGGGGAUGUGGAGGCUGGGCGGGAUGUGUUUGACAGGAUGGCGGAAAGGGAUCCAAUCUCUUGGAACACGCUGAUGAUGGGGUACUUGCGGCAGGGGGAAGCAGGUGUGGCAAGGGACUUGUUUGAAGAGAUGCCGGACAGGAAUGUGAACAGCUGGAACAUGGUGAUUGCUGCAUGCUCGCAGGAGGGGUUGUGGGCUGAUGCGGUUGAAGUGUUCAAUCGGAUGCGCCUCGCAAGGUUCCAACCUGAUCCUGCCACGAUGGCUGUGCUGAUGUCAGCCUGUGCACAGCUUGGUUCUUUGUCAAUUGCAAGUCAAGUGCAUGGGAUUUUGAGGAAAGGCUGUGUCGAAAUGAACUUCCAUGUGCUGAAUUCAUUGAUCGACAUGUAUGCUAAAUGCGGUAGUGUCAGCCAAGCUCAUUUGUUGUUUGUUGAGACACGUCUAAAGGAUACAGUGUCUUACAAUGUGAUGAUCUGUGCUCUUGCACAACAUGGACAUGGUAGGGAUGCACUCCAGAUCUUUGAUGAGAUGUCUGAAGAAGGGUUGCAGCCAGAUGCGGUCACUUUUCUUGGUGUUUUGUCAGCUUGUGCUCAUGCUGGACUAGUUCAUGAUGGAAAGUUCUACUUUGAAUCUAUGAGAACAAAUUAUGCAAUUGAGCAAUCCCCGGAUCACUAUGCGUGCAUGGUGGAUCUCUAUGGCCGAGCUGGGCUCAUUGAAGAAGCAUACCAAUUAGCACGGGCAAUGCCAGUGAAACCACAUGCAGGUGUCUGGGGAGCCUUGAUCAAUGCCUGCAGGAAGCAUUGCAAUGUGGAAGUUGGUAAGGUUGCGGCGAGAGAACUCAUUGCCAUUGAACCUGGGAAUCCUGGAACCUAUGUACUCCUUGCCAACACGUUGGCUCGAGGUCAGCAAUGGGAUUUUGUUGAGACUGUGUGGCAAUCAAUGAGAGGAAAGGGAAUUGAGAAAACCGCAGGGUGCAGUUGGCUUGAAGUGGAUAGAGUUGUUCAUGAGUUCUUGAUGGGGGAGUCCAGCCACCCUAAUUCUGAUGAGAUUUACUGUAUCCUUGAGCAUCUAUAUCUGCAACUGACUUAAGUUUGGUCUUUUGCUGCAAAGGAGUCUAGAGACUAGAGGUGACCAUUUCUUAUGGUGGAUGCCUCCAUAUGCAGUGUCAGGGUGUACAAAGAAAUUUGUAUGUGUCAAUUUUAACAAGUAGGAGCCUGAGAUGUUGAAGGUUGUGACUUGAAAUGUAAACUUAUGGGAGCAGCUGCAUCAAGGAUGGUUUCAUUUCAUAACGGCUGAAGAUACAAUGCAGCGUACUUGAAAAUGUGACAAAUAGUGGUAUUCUGCAGAAUCCAUGACACAGAAGGACAAAACCAUGUCAAGGCUUCCAUUCAUCUAUAACUGCUCUCAUGAGUUGGAAGGUUUAGAUCCUGAAUCUCUAGUGGAGCUGACAUUUCGAGCUGGUGGAUCUUAAGGCAAGAUUAAUGCAGAUGAAUUCAGUGCUUCAGAUUUCUUGAUUUUAUCUUGGCACAACUAUGGAAAUCUAAAUAGAAGAAAAUUUGACACAAGAAACAUGAUUAUUUCUUGAAUUCAAUUUCUGAUAGUGAUAGAUGCAUUCAAACUUCAGAGUUUUUCUGAUACUCCAUUACUAGUAUGAUUCGAGGCCUUUUUGGCAGUAAGAGGGAGCACAUCGAGUCCAAGUUUGGUAUCAGCUCUACCUCUACCUCCUCUGUGAGAUGAUCCACGUCAAUGGCAUGGGCUGGCAAUCAAACAAAUUUGGCAUAUGCUGAGCAUGAGCAACCAAUCUGCAGGCUUUUCCAUGACCUGAUGCCGUGCAAGAGCAGGGUUUCCCAUGCAUGCAGAGCAGAGCUGAACAAGGCAGCAUGGUGACCAGUGGUGCUUGGACAUUUGGUGUCAGUAGCCGAUGGGCUUCGGUGAGCCAUGCUAUGCAAGUUGAUCCAAUGAUCCCAGCACUGUUGUCAUCUACAUGAAGAGAACUGGGACGAUGGACCUGAGCUCAGUCUUGGACACCAUUAAGGCCUCGCUCGGCAGCUUGGGAUCCAAUCCAUGAGAUUAUUCAAUCCAGGCCAGGAAUUAGUUGACCCACUUGGUGGCACUCAUUCCGGGCCUGAGUUUAACUCUUCAGCAGAACCAAUCCAGGUGGCUCCAAAUUUGCUGUUCGGUUUGGCCAGGAUCCAUCCAGGACUGUUCACAACAUGUACACAUACAUAUCCAAGCAUUUAACUAACACAGCAGAAUAUAAUCAAGCUUGAAAUAAUUCAAAUUACCAUGCAAAGCAAACCCAGCAGAAAUUUCACAACCUGACAAACAAAUUGCACAGACACACAAGCAUUUUACUGUUCAGCACUACAGGCUUGAAACCAGGACAAUAUACCAGGAACAUGCACAGGCACACAAACUGAACUGUCUAGCACCAACAUUACAAGAUUGUGCCAUGUAAAGUCACACAUUCAGCCCUACUAUUCUGUGUGCAAACACUUGUAAAAUAAAAAGAUAGUUGUUGCUGCUGAUGUUAAUGAGACACCAAAGUAUACUUGCA
Messenger RNA from Sorghum bicolor (sorghum), 3154 nucleotides. RefSeq names its product pentatricopeptide repeat-containing protein At3g29230. The coding region runs from base 13 to 1686 and encodes 557 amino acids. Lineage: Eukaryota; Viridiplantae; Streptophyta; Magnoliopsida; Poales; Poaceae. The transcript has 3 exons. The record is from RefSeq and is a predicted model, not a curated record. Gene Ontology annotation, biological process: RNA modification. Gene Ontology annotation, molecular function: protein binding; RNA binding.